Molecule: messenger RNA, 1026 nt
Organism: Orussus abietinus
Lineage: Eukaryota; Metazoa; Arthropoda; Insecta; Hymenoptera; Orussidae
Product: leucine-rich repeat-containing protein 23-like
Exons: 2
Coding region: 1-1026 (341 amino acids)
Cellular component (GO): cytoplasm
Molecular function (GO): protein binding
Source: RefSeq, a predicted model, not a curated record
AUGUCGGAGGAAUCUUCCGAUGAUUUCGGGUACCUAGGAGGUGAAGAGGAGCCUUCUCCUGGGGAAUAUCAGGGCGAGAGUGCGGACCUGCAGUCCUUCUGGUCUCUGGAAGACAAAGACAGAUUUUUAACCCACGAUGACGCCUCAAAGUGCCUUCACACCUUAGGAAAAUGCGACAGAGGUUAUGGUUACGCGUAUCUGGCCAUGGAGGCGACAAAUCGCAGGCUGACAGAUGUCAGUGUCAUCCCGAAUUUCAGGAACGUCAUUUAUGUCAACGUCUCCGGCAAUAAAUUGACCAUCGAAGCUUUGAGGGUCCUGACAUCCAUGACAUAUUUAUUGAUGCUGCAAGCAGAUAGAAACGAGUUGACAUCCACCAGCAUGGACCCCAUGUUGUAUCUGCAAGUAUUAUGCCUGAAUCGGAAUUUCAUAACAGACACCAGCGGAAUAAAUCACCGACUGCUCGAAUGCUUGGAGUUGAACUUCAACCGAAUCGCAACUGUUACAUUGAAUCCGUACAUCCUUGAGAAUUUAAAGGUCCUGGAACUUCGUGGAAAUAAGUUGUCCACAACUGAUGGGAUUUUUUUACCGAGUCUUGUCCACCUCUAUCUUGCCGAAAACGAGAUCCGCAAGGUGGAGGGCUUGGAAACUUUAAUCAACCUGAAGAUUCUACAUCUCCGAGGGAAUAGACUCGAAAAUCUUGACGGCUUCGAUGCGAGGUGUGCGAAAUUAAGUUAUCUCAAUCUGAGACAAAAUGGCGUCCUGAGGUUGGCAGAGUUCGGGAAAUUAAGCUCCUUGAAAGGGUUGGAAGAGCUUAUCGUGCAGGAAAAUCCUGUGAUGUCUGCAGACGAAGAAGUGCCCUCGCAAUUUAGAAUCGCUAUUUUGUGCAUGUUGCCGAAUUUGAAAAGAAUUGACAAAGAUGUCGUAGUGGAGGACGAACUGAAAGAGGCUGAAGAGAUGCGACAAAGAAUGAAGGAUGAAGGAGUCGGCUUUUCGGAGAUAGAUCUGUUUGAUGUUAAGGAUUCUUAA